Nanorana parkeri is the source of this 1425-nucleotide messenger RNA. It is a transcript of the gene LUM, whose product is annotated as lumican. The record is from RefSeq and is a predicted model, not a curated record. The transcript is spliced from 3 exons. Gene Ontology annotation, molecular function: protein binding. The coding region runs from base 156 to 1199 and encodes 347 amino acids. NCBI's taxonomy places the organism in Eukaryota, Metazoa, Chordata, Amphibia, Anura, Dicroglossidae.
UUUUCUUUUUGCUGUUCUGUAUUACAGUGGUUCUGGCAGGCAGUCCUCUCCUGACACUGUUUACAGCACAUGAUAUUUGAUUCAGUCUCUUUUUAAAUCUGCGUAGGGAAUUAAAGACAGCAGCAUCAAACAGAGGUUCAGUGUAAAUAGAAACCAUGCACCUACAAUUCAUUCCAAUACUAGGGCUGCUUCUUAUGGGCAGUGUACUCUCCCAAUAUGGUAACUAUGAUUAUGGUUCACCAGAUGAUUACUAUUCAAGCUUAGCUAUGGGACCUUCUACUGCUAACUGUGCACCCGAAUGUAACUGUCCAGCAAACUACCCUUCAGCAAUGUAUUGUGACAAUCUUAAAUUAAAGAAAAUUCCAAUGGUCCCUUCCGGCAUUCAGUAUUUGUAUCUCCAGAACAACAUGAUUGAGGGCAUAGAUAAUGAUGCAUUUCAAAAUGUGACUGAUCUUAAAUGGCUCAUUCUGGACCACAAUCAUCUGACCAAUGCUAAUAUUAAGAAAAAUGCAUUCUCCAAGCUAAAGGAGCUACAGAAACUUUAUAUAAGUUUCAACAAUCUCACUGAACUUGUGGGGCCACUACCAAAGACCAUGGAUGACCUGCGUGUAACCAACAACAAGCUUACAAAGAUUACCCCCAACAUUUUAGAAGGUUUAGAGAACCUUACUGUUGUCCAUCUACAACACAACAAAUUGAAAGAAGACUCAAUUUCUGGUGCAUUUAAAGGCCUAAAAUCACUUUUGUACCUUGAUCUAAGCUAUAAUGAGCUCACAAAAGUACCUAUGGGACUUCCACCAAGCAUAAGCAUGCUUUAUUUUGACAACAAUAAAAUCAGCAACAUUCCUGAUGAAUAUUUCCAAGGUUUCAAGGCACUACAGUAUCUUCGCCUGUCCAACAAUGAGCUCAAAGAUGCUGGAGUACCUGGAAAUGCUUUCAAUAUCUCAACCCUUCUUGAGCUGGAUCUUUCAUUCAAUUCACUUUCAACUGUUCCGGCGGUAAAUGAAGGCCUGGAAAAUCUCUAUCUGCAAGUCAACAAAAUCCAAAAAAUAACCGUAGCCAGCUUUUGUAAAGUUAUCGGCCCACUGGACUACUCCAAGAUCAAACAUCUGCGCUUGGAUGGAAACAACAUCACCCGAUCUGAAAUCCCCAAUGAAUUUCACAACUGUCUCCGCUUAGCUUCAGAGAUUGAUGUGUAAAAUGAAAGAUUUGCUUAAACAGUGGUUCUCAAGCUGAUUAUUCAUUCUUUCUUUCAUUCACUCGUCAUUCACUCAUUCAAAUCCAUUCAAAUAUACAACAUAUUAAAAAUUGAAUCCUCACAUUUUUGUGCCAGAUUAAAUGCAUGUGGUCCAAUUGUAAAGAUUUAAGGCAAAGAUUAAAGAUCAUUAAAAAAAAAGAAUAUUUAACUAACCUAUAGCACAUGAU